Arabis nemorensis is the source of this 534-nucleotide messenger RNA. NCBI's taxonomy places the organism in Eukaryota, Viridiplantae, Streptophyta, Magnoliopsida, Brassicales, Brassicaceae. The record is from the annotation of a GenBank genome assembly.
AUGGAGAAUAUGGGAAGUAGAGUGAUAGAGCCAUUGAUAGUGGGAAGAGUGGUAGGAGAUGUUCUUGAUUACUUCACUCCAACAAUUAAAAUGAAUGUGAGUUACAACAAGAAGCAAGUGUCCAAUGGCCAUGAGCUUUUCCCUUCCUCUGUCUCCUCUAAGCCUAGGGUUGAGAUCCAUGGUGGUGAUCUCAGAUCCUUCUUCACCUUGGUGAUGAUAGACCCUGAUGUUCCAGGUCCUAGUGACCCCUUUCUAAAAGAGCACCUGCAUUGGAUAGUUACAAACAUUCCCGGUACAACUGAUGCUACAUUUGGAAAAGAGGUGGUGAGCUAUGAAUUGCCAAGGCCAAGCAUAGGGAUACAUAGGUUUGUGUUUGUUCUCUUCAAGCAGAAGCAAAGACGUGUUAUCUUCCCCAAUGUACCUUCGAGAGAUAACUUCAACACUCGUAAAUUUGCGGAUGAGUAUGAUCUCGGUCUCCCUGUCGCUGCGGUGUUCUUUAACGCUCAGAGGGAAACCGCAGCCCGCAAACGCUAG